CCGUAGCAGCAUGGCGGCCACGGAAGAUGAGCGGCCGGCUGGGAGUGGAGAGGGAGAGCGGCUGGAUUUCCUACGGGACCGGCACGUGCGGUUCUUCCAGCGCUGCCUCCAGGUCUUGCCGGAGCGCUACUCUUCGCUCGAGACCAGCAGGUUGACUAUUGCAUUUUUUGCUCUUUCUGGGCUGGAUAUGUUGGACUCCUUAGAUGUGGUGAACAAGGAUGAUAUAAUCGAGUGGAUUUACUCCCUGCAGGUCCUUCCCACAGAAGACAGAUCAAAUCUAAAUCGCUGUGGUUUCCGAGGCUCUUCAUACCUGGGUAUUCCAUUCAAUCCAUCAAAGAAUCCUGGAACAGCUCAUCCUUAUGAUAGUGGCCACAUAGCAAUGACCUACACUGGCCUUUCAUGCUUAGUUAUUCUUGGAGAUGACCUAAGCCGAGUAAAUAAAGAAGCUUGCUUAGCAGGCUUGAGAGCCCUUCAGCUAGAAGAUGGAAGUUUUUGUGCAGUUCCUGAAGGCAGUGAAAAUGACAUGCGAUUUGUAUAUUGUGCUUCCUGUAUUUGCUAUAUGCUCAACAACUGGUCCGGCAUGGAUAUGAAAAAAGCCAUCAACUAUAUUAGAAGAAGUAUGUCCUAUGACAAUGGGUUGGCACAGGGAGCUGGACUUGAAUCUCAUGGAGGAUCAACUUUUUGUGGCAUUGCAUCACUGUGCCUGAUGGGUAAACUAGAAGAAGUUUUUUCAGAAAAAGAAUUGAACAGGAUAAAGAGGUGGUGUAUAAUGAGACAACAAAAUGGUUAUCAUGGAAGACCUAAUAAGCCUGUUGACACCUGUUAUUCUUUUUGGGUGGGAGCAACUCUAAAGCUUCUGAAAAUUUUCCAGUAUACUAACUUCGAGAAAAAUAGAAAUUAUAUCUUAUCAACUCAAGAUCGCCUCGUAGGGGGAUUUGCCAAGUGGCCAGAUAGUCAUCCAGAUGCUUUGCAUGCAUACUUUGGAAUUUGUGGCCUGUCACUAAUGGAGGAAAGUGGCAUUUGUAAAGUUCAUCCUGCCCUGAACGUAAGCACACGGACUUCUGAACGCCUUCGAGAUCUCCAUCAGAGCUGGAAAACCAAGGACUCUAAACAGUGCUCAGAGAAUGUACACAUCUCCACAUGACUAACUUUAGAUUGGGAGGGUGGGGGGAUUUGUAGCCUAACUGUAGCUCAAGGUUAAAAGCCAUGUAUAACCAAGUGUGCUCUUUUUUUUAAGAGGUAGAGUCUUACCAUUGAAUCUUGUGCUGAUGUCACUUUGGUAUAUGGUCUUGAGCCAGUAACCUUCGUACUAGGUUUCAAGGAAAUCUUUGUUGAAGUUUGAACCACAGUGGACUCUGUUGUGGUUCUUAAAUGUUUAUAUAUUGUAUUUCUAAGUUCUCUGAGGCAAACUAACUGUAUGUAUGAAGGUUAUCUU
Messenger RNA from Lipotes vexillifer (Yangtze River dolphin), 1435 nucleotides. It is a transcript of the gene PGGT1B, whose product is annotated as protein geranylgeranyltransferase type I subunit beta. The coding region runs from base 11 to 1144 and encodes 377 amino acids. NCBI's taxonomy places the organism in Eukaryota, Metazoa, Chordata, Mammalia, Artiodactyla, Lipotidae. Gene Ontology annotation, biological process: protein geranylgeranylation. The record is from RefSeq and is a predicted model, not a curated record. The transcript is spliced from 9 exons. Gene Ontology annotation, molecular function: CAAX-protein geranylgeranyltransferase activity. Gene Ontology annotation, cellular component: CAAX-protein geranylgeranyltransferase complex.